AGGAGAGAACUGGACCGAAAUGGAGUCCACCCUCCUCAAAGGUGGAGGAGACACUGCAGGUGUCCAGCCUGCAGCGGUGCCCUCUGGCGGUUCGCAGCCCCCGGCUGAGGUAGAAGAGCCUGCGGAGCUGGCCAAGACGCAGGGAGACAAGACUCAGACCGGGAAACCUGCAGGAACAGGAGAUGAGGAGAUGUAUUCACUCGACAGCUCUCCAGACAGUGAAGAUGAGGGUAUCGGCAAGAAAGAAAAGAAGAAAAAGAAGGUGAAAAAGAAGAAGAAGAAAAGCUCCAGCUCCUCCUCAUCAUCAUCAUCUUCUUCAUCUUCAUCUUCCUCCAGUAGCUCCUCAGACAGUGAUAGUGAGGAUGAAAAGAAAAAGAAGAAGAAGAAAAAGGAAAAGGAAAAGAAGAAGAAAAAAGACAAGGAGAAAGAGUAUAUCCAUGACAGUGUCGUCAUAUCUCAGGCUGGUUCCAAUAGCCAAAUAAAACAUGCAGACGAUCUUGGUCAGGAUUUUAGCUCAUCAGAUGACGAGGAUGACAAGAAGAAGGAAAAGAAGAAGAAGAAGGAAAAGAAGAAGAACAAGGAAAAGAAGAAGAAAGAAUCUUCUUCCUCAUCAUCUGAUAGUUCAUUAUCUGACAGUGAGGACGAAAAGAAGAAGAAGAAAAAGAAAAAGAAGAAGAAGCAAUCCAGCUCUUCUUCAGAUAGCUCUUCUUCAUCUUCUGACAGUGAAGAUGACAAGAAGAAGAAGAAGAAGAAGGACUCCAGCUCCUCUUCUUCUGAUAGUGAGGAUGACAAGAAGAAAAAGAAGAAGAAAAAAGACAAGAAGCAGAAGAAGAAGAAGAAGAAGGACUCCAGCUCCUCGUCUUCUGAUAGCUCUUCUUCUUCAUCCUCUUCUGACAGUGAGGAUGACAAGAUGAAAAAGAAGAAGAAGAAAAAGGACAAGAAAAAGAAAAAGAAAAAGAAGAAGGACUGCAGCUCAGAUAGCUCCUCUUCUUCAUCCUCUUCUGACAGCGAGGAUGACAAGAAGAAAAAGAAGAAGAAGAAAAAGGACAAGAAGAAAAAGAAGAAGGACUGCAGCUCAAAUAGCUCCUCCUCUUCUUCUUCUGACAGUGAGGAUGAGAAGAAGAAAAAGAAGAAGAAGAAAAAGGACAAGAAAAAGAAAAAGAAAAAGAAGAAGGACUGCAGCUCAAAUAGCUCCUCUUCUUCAUCUUCUUCUGACAGUGAGGAUGAGAAGAAGAAAAAGAAGAAGAAGAAAAAGGACAAGAAGAAGAAGAAAAAGAAGGACAAGAAAAAGGAUUCCAGCUCUUCAUCUUCAUCCUCAUCUUCUGACAGUGACAAGGAGAAAAAGAAAAAGGACAAGAAGAAGGAGGACGAUGAGAAAAAAGAUGAAGAGCAGAGUGAUAUUGUUCUGUCAGCAGCAGGUGGUGUGAUUCCAGGACCAGAUGAAAAGGUUGCUGGCAAGCUUCAAACUUCAGACGAUUGCAAAGUCUCCUCUACAUUGGCUGCGGGGGGAGUAGAGGCAGUACCUGAGGAUGGCAACCUGAGUGAUGAUGAAGGAGAAGGAGGGGAGGAGAAGGACAAAAAGAAGAAAAAGAAAAAGGAUUCCAGCUCCUCUUCUUCUUCUUCCUCUGAUAGUGAAGAUGAAAAGAAGAAAAAGAAGAAGAAAAAGAAAAAGAAGCAGACGAAGAAAAAGAAGAAGAAGAAGAAGAAGAAGAAGGAUUCUAGCUCUUCUGAUGAUAGCUCCUCUUCUUCCUCUGAUAGUGAUGAUGACAAGAAAAAGAAGAAGAAGAAGAAGAAGGACAAGAAGAAGAAGAGGAAGAAAAAGAAGGAUUCUUCUUCUUCAUCAAGCUCCUCAAGCGAUUCUUCUAGUGAUGAUGAUAAGAAGAAGAAGAAGAAGAAGGAUAAGAAGAAAAAGAAGAAGAAAGACAAGAAAAAGGAUUCCAGUUCCUCUUCGGUUUCUUCUUCCAGCAGUGAUGAUGACAAGAAGAAGAAAAAGAAGAAGAAGAAAGACAAGAAGAAGAAAGACAAAAAGAAGGACUCAAGCUCCAGUUCAGGCUCCUCUGGUAGUGACAGUGACAAGGAAAAUAAAAAGGAGGAGAGUGAGAAAAGGGAGGAACAGGACCACCUUGAUGGUGAGCAAAGCAGCCACCCUAAAACCAGCAUUUCAGCCUCAGGUGGUGGUGGACCUUCUGCCAGCUCCAAGCCAAGUGAUACUCCCAAUGUGUCUCUUACAUCUCCUGCCUUGAAGCUGGAUCCUGUGAGUUCUUCAGCUGCCACCAAGCCAUCCCUUGUAAUCAAACGUCCCAGCUACAUGGAGAGCCUGAUGGGCACCCCGAAGAAGACUGGAGACAGCACGACACACUCCACUAGUCACCUCACCUCAAAGGAUCUGCUGUCAGGGCCCAGACCUUACCAAUAUUAAGAUGUCAUAGAUCUUAGUUAUCAGCCAAAAUCUGGCCUACAUUACACUGGAAGCACUUAAAUGUAAUCAUGAAUGCUUUAAUGAUGUUACCUUGGGUCAUG
Pelmatolapia mariae (spotted tilapia) is the source of this 2520-nucleotide messenger RNA. Its product is annotated as cylicin-2-like. Lineage: Eukaryota; Metazoa; Chordata; Actinopteri; Cichliformes; Cichlidae. The record is from RefSeq and is a predicted model, not a curated record. The transcript is spliced from 26 exons. The coding region runs from base 20 to 2419 and encodes 799 amino acids.